Molecule: messenger RNA, 1955 nt
Organism: Pollicipes pollicipes
Lineage: Eukaryota; Metazoa; Arthropoda; Thecostraca; Pollicipedomorpha; Pollicipedidae
Exons: 4
Coding region: 246-1955 (569 amino acids)
Source: RefSeq, a predicted model, not a curated record
GUCAUCAAUCUGCUGCUGGAUUGACGGACGUGCGAACCGAUAGGUACCAACAAGGCCUGGGGCUGAGUUGUCGUUGUCGAACUGUCCUGAUGGGGUCUACUCCACUCUCGCCGCUGGCAGUUGAGCUUCAAAGUAGUGCGAUUACUGCGUAGCAGCUCGCUGCCUGUGAAUGGGAGGUGCAAGCUUUCCCUGCAUACGUCAACUGAGGACGGUCGGGGUAGACUCGUCGUGGAAGGCGCACCAAAAUGUCUGGUCGAAAGACAACUGAUUACGGGAUAGGUGGUCGCUGUGAGGGAGUGGGAACGGCGCAGGCCCUCGGUGUAAUGCGUGGUAAAGAUGAUGGUUUUGUGAGCCAAGGUAAAACAAGAGCGCGAGGAUCCUGCGAGCGAGUGUCUAGGCGGGAACACAGCCCCGCUCGUGACGAGAACCGCUGGCGUGAAGACGACCUAACAAUCGCCAGCUCCAGACCUGGAAAGCGUGUCAGGCAUUUGACAGAGCCCGCUAUUGACUCGUCUCAGGUAAAGCCAUGCAUCAAGCGACGUCGUCUGUAUUCUAUGCCUGAGGGCAUCUUGGAGCCCAGAACUACGGCCAGCUCACAGAGUGACGGCUCGAUGGCAGGUGUCGUGAGGCCAAGAAAGACUGUUGAUACCGCCAGCAGGCCGAAUGAGUCCGUGUAUGACAUGCUUCUUGAGCACAGUGUGAAGAGGUCGAAUCGUGGAUGGCAUGGCAGACCAUGCAGAAAGGCGCGCGGUGGCAAAAAGGCGACUCCGAAUCGACAGCGUCGGAAAGUCGCGCCGCCAACGGAAGGAAUGAUCGGGGAAUGUUAUCCGCCUGUGCCGGGACGGCAAGCUACGACUGCUGCCGCUCGUAAUCUUAGUGGCUCUUCGGGUCAGAAGAGUGAGAAUCGGCCCAGUCGGGCAGCAAGCGAGUCUUCGAUGAAGACCCUCCAUGAAGCUGCCGGAGAGCAGGCGUCGGAGACAGUGCAAUGGGUUGAAAAGAUGCUCGCCUGCGAUGAAGUCCUGGAGCGCGGCAACACCGAGAUCUAUUUCUUGCCAAACGUGGGUGCGCCAGAAGAUGUAGACAGUGAUGACGAUGAUGCGUUUGAGCCAACCAGUGAACUAUCCGCGCGCAAGCCAACUGGCACGCCGAAGGUCGACGUUGCCUCCACGCAUGAAAACCAUUGCGGUCCUAAUGGCGCUGCAAAUGAACCCGGAUGCGAAACCGGCGUCAGCAAGAAAGUGAAAAGUCGUCAUGAACCAGAGCCAACUAUUUGCGCUCCUGUAAUCCUGAAUACUUGUACCUCGGAAGCAUCAGACUUGCCACUGGACCUUUCUCCAGACCUCUCCAUAACGGAUUCGAGCGAAUGGAAGCCAUCCUUUCAUUCGAGCUCCAGCGAGCUCCAGGACAGUGGGUCAAACUGGCUCGGAAGCGGCGUACGCAUGGCUAAGAGGGCGAAGCGUGUCUACAUGUAUUCACGCUUCGGUCGCGAGGUUAAGACGCAGCGAGGCACCUCGGCCUCCACGCGAGCCUUCAGGAGCCCCGCAGAGUCCCGCCGAGGCCGCGACGAGGCCACGAGACGUGAGCGGCCGAGGAGGCCGCUGAGCCAGGCGCGCGACGUGGCGUCCGACGAGCGGGCCAUCGGUCCGGCGCCCUGGUUACGGACUCACCGGUCCCACCAGCAGAGAUCAGCCGCGUCCCUCCCGGCCGCCCGAAGGCUUUCAGCCGGACCGCCGCCAAUGACGGAGAGCAAGACAGCGCUGCUGGAUGGCGACGCACUGAGACGUGACGCAGCAGGACAUCGUGAGGAUGGGCCCGGCCCGUGCCGGGACGAGGGUGAGGGCGAGCGCCAGCUGGCGGCGGCGCAACUGCGCGUCUGGACAGCGGGCGGUGAGUGGCGCCAGCGCGCCGGCGCCGCCCCGCUGGCCGCCUGCGACCGGCUCGAACAGCUGGCAUAG